Molecule: messenger RNA, 2044 nt
Organism: Tachyglossus aculeatus (Australian echidna)
Lineage: Eukaryota; Metazoa; Chordata; Mammalia; Monotremata; Tachyglossidae
Gene: EMC8
Product: ER membrane protein complex subunit 8
Exons: 5
Coding region: 186-788 (200 amino acids)
Cellular component (GO): EMC complex
Source: RefSeq, a predicted model, not a curated record
GGGCGCGUCCCGGCGGGUGGCGGCGGCGUUGGGCCUCCUCCUCCUCCUCCUCUUCCUCUUCUUCUUCUUCUUCUUCCUCCUCCUCCUCGUCGUCGUCGUCGUCCUGGUGUCCCCCGCCUUAUGGUCCCCGGCCUGGAGCCGGAGCCGAGCGGCCCGGGCCUGUCCGCCGCCGCCGCCCCCCGAACAUGCCCGGCCCGAAGCUGACCACGCAGGCCUACUGCAAGAUGGUGCUGCACGGAGCCAAGUACCCGCACUGCGCCGUCAACGGGCUGCUGGUGGCCGACAGGCCGAAGCCCGGCCCGCGGCCCGCCCUCCUGGUCGACUGCAUCCCCCUCUUCCACGGCACCCUGGCCCUGGCGCCCAUGCUGGAGGUGGCCCUCACCCUGAUUGAUUCAUGGUGUAAAGAUAACAGCUAUGUAAUUGCUGGAUAUUAUCAAGCUAAUGAACGUAUGAAGGAUGCAAGUCCAAACCAGGUUGCUGAAAAAGUAGCCUCUAGGAUCGCAGAGGGCUUCAGCGACACUGCACUCAUUAUGGUGGACAACACUAAGUUUACUAUGGAAUGCAUGGAACCCACCAUUCAUGUAUAUGAACACCAUGAAAACAAGUGGAGGUGCAGAGACCUACACUAUGAUUAUUGUGAAGACUGGCCCGAAGCGCAGAGGAUCUCAGCAUCUCUUUUGGACAGCAGGUCCUAUGAAACCCUCGUGGAUUUCGACAACCACCUGGACGACAUCCGAAAUGACUGGACAAAUCCAGAGAUCAACAAAGCUGUUCUACACUUGUGUUAGGGAGGGAGUCCACUGACUGAUUUAUGGGCAUUUCCACUACAUUGGAGAGAAAUAUUUUUUAAUGUAAAUAGAGUAGUGUCUCCGACCUUAGGUGGAAAGCCAACCGUUUUGAGAAGUGGCAGGUGCCUUGGAAGAGGCCGUAAAUCUAGCAGUCAAAUCUUUUUUAACGCAAAUCUCUAGAUGAGGUACGAGCUGCCAAAUCUAGCAUCCCUGUGGAUCCCUUCCCAGUGGCAGUGAAUGUUGCUAUAACCUUCAAAAUCAAAGCUAUUUAUGCUUGUCCAAGAUUGUUCCUAUUAAACAGUUUUAACUAACCUUUUAUAAUCUUGAGAGAAUUUUUAAGACAUAUGAACUGUAUUUAAAAAAAACCAAAUCUUAUCCUUGAAUGUGUUUAUUUUUAAUAUAUAUAUUUUUAAACCACGUCAAUAAUACGAAGUACAGUGAUAGAACCAAGUCAAGAGAUCCACCACUGGUGUACUCAGAACCAGACUGGUGUAUGAAAGUCAGACACACUGUGGAAGAUUACACACCAUGCACGUACUAUAUGUUUUUACAGUAGUUGAACAUUAGUCAUUACAAAAGAGUUCUACUUAAGCAAUAUUGUUUUCACAGAAGCUGCAGAGACUACAAAACACAGUGGGAAUAAACCCACUGUUGCCUGAGAAACCUUUAUAAUUAAAGGCCGAAACAAACAUUGUAAGGAGGACUUUGGAGCACAGUGAAACGGUUCUCGAUCAGCUGAACAGCUCUGAAGUGUACUGAAGAAUCAGGGAGUUGAAAAAAAAAUGACAUUUUCUGGAUUACCUGCAGGCUUCAGCUGGAUUUUAAAACCACCAGACAGCGCUAAACUGAUUUAGAUGAUCCCUUCCAUAGUUCUGAAACAUAUCUGACUAUGAAACAGUGGAAAUUUGAUCCGUCUCAUGUUUGUAUCAGAAGAUCGUAGGUACAUUGAUUCUCAUUUAACUUUGUGUCUUAAUUACCCCCUUUGGUGUUUCAAAUAUAAUCUUAUCUGUUGAUAGGCAACUUAUGGUGCCAUGGCAUUUGUUAAUCAAACGUAAUCAAAAGUACCUUGAUUUGUUCCUUUUACGUGGGUCACUGUGUACAAUGUUUCUAGUACUGUACCUUCUUUUACUGCUUCUCUUCGCUGACUACAUUAAGAAAAUUUGUUAACGAUUUGGUUAACCCAGCAAAUCUGAAUUGGUUAAUUUUAUAUCAUUCAAAAAACUUAUUUUCACCAGUAAAAAGUAUUUCAAACAUCA